Messenger RNA from Linum tenue, 1685 nucleotides. Lineage: Eukaryota; Viridiplantae; Streptophyta; Magnoliopsida; Malpighiales; Linaceae. The record is from the annotation of a GenBank genome assembly.
AAAGGUAACGUAUACACAAACAACUCUUACACAGCAAAGCAAACGAACCAUCAUCACUUACUGAACUACUCAAUAUGUUGCAAUUCAUCAUCUAUGGCUUCCUUCUCCUCUGUUUCUCAAUCCACCUGAUAAAACUAUCCCGUCCAACUCCCACCACCACCACCAACAACAAAAAGCGCAUAACAAAACUACCCCCUUCCCCUCCCAAGCUCCCCGUCCUCGGAAACCUCCAUCAGCUCGGUCUCUACGCUCACCGCUCACUCCAAACCCUCGCUCGCCGCCAUGGCCCCCUGAUGCACCUCCGAUUCGGCACGGUACCCGUCGUCGUAGCCUCCUCGGCCGCGGCGGCCAGAGAGAUCAUGAAGACCCACGACCACAACUUCUCGGGCAGGGUGGAAUCCGCAGUCGCCGCCAAGCUUCUCUACGAUUACGAGGACAUCUCCACCGCGCCGUACGGCGAGGGCUGGAGGCAGAGGAGGGGCGUCUGCGUCGUUCAUUUGCUCAGCAAUCGGAGGGUUCAGUCGUUUCGGAGAGUGAGGGAGGAAGAGACGGCGAUCCUGAUGAAGAGGAUGAGAGACCAGCGGGUUGUGGAUUUGAGCGAGAGCUUUGCGACUCUGACGAACGAUGUCGUGUGCAGGGCGGCUCUGGGGAGGAAGUACAGCGAAUUGGGGAGCAAUGGGGGAAGGAAGUUCAACGAGCUGCUGUUGGAGUUUAUGGAGCUUCUGGGAAGCUUCAAUGUUGGCGAUUUCAUCCCGUGGUUGCGUUGGAUUAAUAUCUUUACCGGUUUCAGUGUCAGGGUCGACACUAUUGCCAAGGAAUUCGAUGACUUUCUUGAGGAAGUAGUUGACGAACAUACCAGAAAGCUGGAAAACAGAGCAAGCAGAGAGACAGAGGAAGAUCGAGAAGAAGAAGAAGAAGAAGAUUUGGUGGAUAUUCUUCUGAACCUCCAAAGAGAUAAAUCGCUGGGAUUCCCUCUUACUCGAAAGAAUGUUAAAGGCAUCAUCUUGGACAUGUUUGCUGCGGGGACGGAUACAAGCUACACGGUUCUAGAAUGGGCGAUGACGGAGCUCCUCAGGCAUCCAAAAACGAUGGAACGAUUACGAGACGAGGCGAGGCGAGUUGGGAAGGGGGAAGCAGAGAUUAACGAAGACGACUUGGACGAAAUGUUGUAUCUCAAAGCAGUGAUGAAAGAGACACUACGAAUGUAUCCACCAAUCCCGCUCUUGGUUCCUCGAAAACCUUCACGGAGCGUGGAGAUCGAAGGCUACCACGUUCCUGCCGGAACGAUGACGAUGGUGAACGCGUGGGCGAUAGGGAGGGACCCGGGGAUUUGGGAGCAACCAGAGGAGUUCAAGCCAGAGAGGUUUUUAAAUGAUGGUUGUAAGGUGGAUUUUCGGGGGCAGGAUUUCGAGCUGAUUCCGUUCGGUGCUGGAAGGAGAGGUUGUCCUGGAAUUUCGUUCGCCAUGGCGACGAAUGAAUUGGUGCUGGCGAAUAUGGUGAAUGGGUUUGAUUGGAGUUUGCCGGAAGGGAUGAGAGUGGAGGAACUAGACAUGGGUGAAUGUCCAGGACUCACUAUUCAUAAGAAGGUUAAAUUGGUGGCAGUUUGUACACCGCGUCAACUCCAUGCCUAAAAAAAUGUUGUUAUCAUUGGUUACACUAGUUUUGUUUCGUACUUUUCUUUCUAG